AAAUUAUUCUGCUUGAGCACGUGACUAGUCUAUAGACGAUCUUUUCCAGAAUUGUUAGAAAAGUAGGCGUCACUUUAAUAACUGUGUGUGUGUUUUGAGUGUUUAUCCUCUGUCUAGAAUGGCCAGUGAAGUCAACAAAGUCGAUCUGAGCUUAGAUGAGAUAAUAAAAUUGUCUAAGAAAGGUCGUGGUCGUGGUCGUGGUGGAAUGGCCAAAGGAGGGACAAGGGGAAGGGGAGUUGGUCGAGGAAGAGGGGGUGCUUCAAAUCGCCAACAACCUAAUGUAGGAGGAGCUAAUACUAGGGCUGGGGGUGCCGCUGUUACUAGGCUACGAGCCAAUGCCCAGACCAGAGCUCAGCAGUUGCGUCAGAAAGCCAGACAAACAGUCCAACAGAAGAGGAGACAAGCCUCAGGGAUGAAAUCCGAGCAAACAGUGUCUAGCGUGAAACAGAGACUGGGAACCACACCUACACAGGGAAGAGGGCGUGGUGCUAGAGGGAGAGGAGCUGUUGCCAGUGGUAGGGGGCGUGGUAGAGGAAUUACUCAGGCAUCGAUUGCCCAAGGAAGAAUAAAAAUAUUGGGAGGGGCCAAGGUGAUUGGACGAGGGAGACGUGGGGGGAGAAAAGGAAAGUAUAAUGUGUCCACCAUCAAGAACCAACUCAAACAAGCUGCUCAACAAGCUGCUCAGGAAUCAACUACUCCCACCAGGGGGCGUGGUGGAAGGAGAGGGAGGGGACGAGGUCAGGUGUCUAACAGACAGUUGCAGGUUGCCAUACAACCAGAGUUGGAGCCGACUGGUGUUGAUCUGGAUCCAUUCGUAGCUGCUGAACAACAUACAACCAGAUCACUGAAUGCUCGGUUCACUCCUCAGUCAAACAAGAAGCUCCCCAGACACAUCACACAAGGCAACCGUGCAGUUAACUAUCAGUAGCAACUGUUUUAGCUCACAUCUUGUACAUGUACUUCUUUGUUGGCAAAGUUCUACAGCCCGUUAAUAAAUUCUCUGUAUUCUCUAUUGCUUUACUGUCAUGCAAGAAGCUGCAUGUGAGAUCUUCUCUUUAAAAACACA
Halichondria panicea is the source of this 1066-nucleotide messenger RNA. RefSeq names its product THO complex subunit 4-A-like. The transcript is spliced from 6 exons. Lineage: Eukaryota; Metazoa; Porifera; Demospongiae; Suberitida; Halichondriidae. The record is from RefSeq and is a predicted model, not a curated record. The coding region runs from base 119 to 928 and encodes 269 amino acids.